CGGGCGGCCCGGGCCGGGGGACACCGUUCCCGCUCUGGCGGGGCGGGGAAGCCUGGCGGAGCUGGUGCGGCUUGCUCCGUGGGGCCGCACGUAUCAGCAAGUUACCGUUUGCCCUCGAGUAAAUAAAGUCGUCUGUUUCUCACAGUUUCUCACUAUUCUCAUAAAAUGGCCAAGAGCAAAUCUAAAUACAUUCUGGUGAGGAUGAAAAGUGCAGCGGAGACAGGCUACUGCUUCAAUGUCAGGAGACUCCGGCUACAGGAAAAACUGGUCCUACUGAGAUACGAUCCUCUUGCAAAAAAGCGUGUCCUCUUCACAGAGAAGAGAAAAAUCCGUUCUAUGUGAACAAUGACUGGACUUGAUUUAUGCAUGAGGAGAGGACAGCUGGGGGGAGAACUGCGUGAACACUGAUUCAGAAAUCCUGCAACAUGGGCUGUAAAGAGAGGAAAUGAACUGGGAUCACCGUCUCCUGUGAUUUGAAGGCCAUUGUGAAUAAAACAAUGUAGAGAGAGAAAAUUCUUAAUGUCUGGACAUAGAUCAUCACAGUAACAUUUAUUUAUCUUUUGAGUUAUUUUUACAGUCCUCAAUUAAAAAAAAAUUAAAUAGCAAA
Messenger RNA from Rhea pennata, 607 nucleotides. RefSeq names its product mitochondrial ribosomal protein L33 (gene MRPL33). Gene Ontology annotation, cellular component: ribosome; mitochondrion. Gene Ontology annotation, biological process: translation. Gene Ontology annotation, molecular function: structural constituent of ribosome. The coding region runs from base 166 to 342 and encodes 58 amino acids. The transcript is spliced from 4 exons. The record is from RefSeq and is a predicted model, not a curated record. NCBI's taxonomy places the organism in Eukaryota, Metazoa, Chordata, Aves, Rheiformes, Rheidae.